UAUGUGCGAUCCGUAUCGUCACGUUUUGUAGCGCUUGUUCAUGUGACGUCACGGUUACCUUGGUAACAACGACGUUUACAGAAUACAAGCGGCACUUUCUGCAUGCAAGAAUUAUACUUCACAGAAGAAUAAUAGUCGCUAUACAAGUUGAGAAUUGAGGAAAAAUGGAAUAUCUUGACGUCUCGUCCAUUAACAAUAUGAAGGCGCUGUCUGCCUUGCUUUCCCCUGAACAAGAAGAUGAAAAUGACGAAGACUAUCAAGAUGCACCUCCUUUGGCAAAAAUGGGCCCUGGACAUCUCGGCCCCCCGGCCAAAAAGGAGAAAGAAGAGGUGUCGGCAUAUUUGAAGAAGAACAGCAAAGACGUGUGGAGCGAAGAAGAAGUGGCUGAGGGCCCGCAGUACGAAGAUAUCACUGACCCAAGGCCGCAGCCUCAAUAUGAAAUCAUCCUCAAACAAAAUGUCGGCACAGAGGAUCUUUUUUUGGGCUUGAGCAGAAAGGACCCUUCCUCCAUGUGCUGUGAAGCAAUGUUGGUGAAGAUCAAACUUCCAGACAGCAAAGCGGCCGACGUGAGUCUGGAGGUGAAAGAAAAGUUCCUUGAUAUUCGGACACCAAAAUAUAGACUGGGCCUCCACCUUCCACACCCUGUUCACCAACAGGAGGGCAAGGCUCAGUUUUUUAGUGAACGAGAGGAGCUAGAGGUGACGCUGCUGAUGAAUCGACCACUGGACGCCAUCAACAUGCAGUGAAACUUGACGGCCUGUGAGAUGGCACCUGGACUUGAUCGAAUUCUAUUGAAUAUCUGGCUGACAACUAAUGUAGACAAUGCAUCUAAUACAGUAUAAUGAUCGCUGCAAUAUAAUGCUUUCACUCUUCAAUGUAUAAUACUUGUAUUUUUUGACAAACGUUGUAAUUAAAUAACAAAAGUAAAGUAAA
Messenger RNA from Syngnathus acus (greater pipefish), 933 nucleotides. It is a transcript of the gene dnaaf6, whose product is annotated as dynein axonemal assembly factor 6. Bases 165 to 746 code for a protein of 193 amino acids. Lineage: Eukaryota; Metazoa; Chordata; Actinopteri; Syngnathiformes; Syngnathidae. Gene Ontology annotation, cellular component: cytoplasm. The transcript is spliced from 6 exons. Gene Ontology annotation, molecular function: dynein intermediate chain binding; protein-folding chaperone binding. The record is from RefSeq and is a predicted model, not a curated record. Gene Ontology annotation, biological process: flagellated sperm motility; axonemal dynein complex assembly.